AUGGCUCCGGGAUCCCAAGGCAAUCCCGGCCAUCAGGGACAUCACGGCCUUGCGAAUGGAGGUCCUGAUGGCCGGCCACCCCCCUCCACUCUAGCAGCUCAACUUGUCCAGACCAUCACGACUUCCGCCCGAUCCAGCACGCGACCUGAUGAAACCAGCGAGCUGAAGCGGCUUAUCGCCGUCAUAGAGCGGAUCAAGAACAAGCCCGAGGCGCUGAAGACGAACCAAGAACACAUUGAACAUAAUCAUAUGCUCAUAUAUGUCUGCACACAUGUGGCUUUGGAUGGCUUGAAGUGGGAUGAACCGUUUGCAAACCAUGCAAAACUGCGCGCCGACGCUCUGAAGGCGAUGGACUUUAUUCAGGUCACCAUAAGGGAGACACCGGCCGUUCUGAAGUACAGUACCGAUGGAACGUCCUUCCUCUUUCGCGGCCAGGGGCCAUUGUGGUUGUGGCUCUUCCCGAGGGUGCUCCGUAUGCUUGGCCUCGGUCCAUGUCUAGACAUGUCCCCGGUGAUAGAAGACUUCUGUCGUUCUGUCAUAAUCAGCAUCCAUCGGAAUGGCUUUCUCUGGGACCUGCGACCAACUGUAACGAGCUACUUCCAGGGGAGCAUCAGUGCAAUCCUGGCUCUUCUAAAGGAAAAAUGCUCGUCUGAAGAAACCAAUGCCUUCGAGCUACAGCUACCGUCGAAUAACGCGUCCGAGGUUUUCAUGCCCUUGCCAACCGAUCCCUUCCCUCAAGAUUGCUAUUAUACCAUCCACGGCAUUCCCCAGGCUGUCCACCACGCGAUGAGUCUUCUAUCCAUAAUUAGGAACGCCACGUUACCAAGCGAAGGCUUGGGAUCCUCUGGUCUCGUGUCACAGCAUGUAGUGUGGCUUCUGGACUCUCUCUUCUCCCUGUUUGAGUUACGCGUUCAUUGGAGGCCAGCUGUCGACAUCCCAACAGCAACUUUUGUUGAAUUUGCUCUAGAUAUUUCCAACACGAGCAACGACAGUUGCGGCUUCGACGCCAUCGCUUGCCAGAAAUUAUAUGCCACUCUAGUGCUCUUUUGCGCCGGGGCAGUCGAGAAUCCACGGGACAUACUUGGCGAGAACGAGGGUAGUUCGAAGGCAAGACAACACCUCUGUGUUGCCUUUAUUCGGCUCGCCCAGGCGGCAAUCAAACACAAACCUAUCGCAAGGCUCAUCAAGGGCCAGCUCCUUGCUCCUUUGAGAACCCUCACGGCCGAGAAUGUCGCGCUUGGGCCUGGGACAGACUUCUCGCGUUCGGCGCUGUUGCUGGAACAAGUUGCGGCAAGUCCUGGUCUGAAGUCAUCCAAGCAACAUAUCAAGUCAAGCGACUUCAAAGAUGUUGGCCUAGCACGUCAGGUUGUGGCUCUAGGUCUUGAAUCUCCACCUGAUCAGCCAGCCCCUGGCCCGUCGCUGGCCAAACGAAGGAGGUUAGCCGUGGAGCCGGCAGCCCUUGCAGAAUUGCUUGAAAGUCUCCGUUGUCUGCUCCCCAGUAACCCGCCGGGAAUGUUAUCAAGUCUAGAUGACUGCGUGAUUGAUAGUUUCCCUCGGCUGCAUGAUAGGGGUCGAUGCGCAUUGAUUGACGCGCUCUCGCGCCUCUCCUGUGCGGCUGAUAAUACAUUGAGGAUUCAACCGAAUUCCGAUCCCUCACACAGUUUGCGAUGCUCUUUCUGUAGUAAUACAACGGGCAGUCGUGCUCCACCCCAAUGUUUAGACGAGGGAACGAAGUCGGCUGUGUCUUCAAUCUUCGACAGGAUCCUCAGGCUUCCUAGCUUCCUUGAAUCGAGGCGACCACGCGUUGUCGCAAUGGUAUCCCUUCGGCGAAUCCUACGCCAUUCAAAGGACCCCGAGCUGUGGGAUUUGGAGAGGUCAGGGCCUGGCCACUGGUGUCUGCAGUCACUCCAAAGCUCCAUAAGGGAGCUGCGCCUUGCGGCUGGACGAGCCUUGGGUGUGUUCCUGGGAGGCGUCAAUCGACCCGAAAUAGGCGAAGACAUAUUGCAACGGAACAGAGCAAAUGCCCUGGCCGUCCUCAAAUCCCUUUCGGACAAGAACAUUUCUCAUCUCCACGAAACGUGCAUCUCUGCUUGGGGACAAGUAGGGCGCGUAGUUCCAGAUGAGGAGCUCAAUCUCGUACUUGUUAAGCUGCUCGACUAUCUGGGACAUCGGAAUAUGAUAGUCUCCGCCUUUGCCUUCAACGAGGUUCUCAGUCUCGCCCAUUUUCGACGGACAAACCCUAGGCGACUAUUCGCGCCAUUCUGGAGAAACCUUGCGUUUUCAGCCGUCAAAGAUCUGGUUUCGAAGCCCCAGACGACUAGGAUGGUGGCUGAAUUGCUGCAGAUGAGCGUUCCGGAUCUCCUCUGUCUUCUGCAGACCCAUGCCAUACCGUGGCUUGUCCUGACCAAGAAACGGGAGGUCAUUCAGAAGAUUGGAGAGGCUCGGGGCGACAGCGAUAUUUGGGAGACUUGCUGCGACAGCUCCAACUUGAGCGCCAUCCUCUCUCUGUUACUGGUCCAGGAUGUACCGGAUAUUGAAGAUCACGCCAUGACCUUGUUCCGGUGCAUAUCGCCGCACUUCGAUCGCUUUACUUUAGUCGAACUCCUUCAGUCGGAACCCCUGCUGACAGGACUGGAGCUGUUCAAGGCCAGUGCAGCAGCCGAUGAGGCUCGUAAGCAUCGUAUACGGAAUGCUCUUAGUCUAAUGGCCAACAUGCUUUUGACAGACAAAGAGAAACGGCCGAAAAGGGGGCAUCACAUUGGUCGAUAUUUCCAGCACCAUGCCCUGGGUCUCACCGCGAGACUCAGCGAAGUUAUCAACAACACUGCGCCAAUCCAACCGCCGGUCCAAGAACAGAGGCUCUGCAUCAUGGCCAUGGAAGAAAUGAUACGGGUCUGCGAGUCUUACGUUCGCAUAGCUCGACCACAGAUAUCUGCGUCCAUCUUGUCCGCUCUUGCCUAUGAUGAAUUAAGAUCCGCAGCCUUCUCUUGUUGGAGUGUCUUGCUCAUGCAUAUGGAAGACGAGGACGUUCAGGUCUUGCUCGAAACGACCUUCUUCAUCAUUGAUCAUUACUGGCAGUCCUUCGACCAAGCAACCAGGGACAGGAGCAUCGCCUUAAUCACCUUUUUGCUUGAUAUUUGUGAGAGAAUCGAAAUUAAGCCCGACCGCGGCAAGUCCAUCAGAAAGCUCCCGUCGUUAGGGCACAUCAAGGAGCUUGCUGGGUUGCACAAGCGGCUGGAGUCGAUGCGAAAGCCCGUCGAUAAGAGAGAGGCUUUUGUAAUCUUCGCUGAGCGACUGACUCACGAGAACUCGGGCGUGGUGUUGCAGACCUUGAGCCAACUGACGGGCUACCUGGAAAAGAAUCAGAGCUACCUGCAAACGUCCGCCCUGAGUGAGCAGCCCGAUUCCGUCAUCUUGAUAUUAACCCGGGCUCUCCUUGACUGCUCGGCCAAGUAUAAUGGAAUGCAGCCAGACAUUGCCCGGCUGUGCGCCGAGUGUAUCGGCCUCGUCGGCUGCCUGGACUCGAACCGACUUGAAUCGAACCGGGAAGAGAAGCAGUUCGUCGUCACUGAUAACUUUGACGAUGCCGCCGAAACGACCGACUUUAUUGGCUUCAUGUUGGAGACGGUUCUGGUAAAGUCCUUCCUAUCAGCAACGGAUACGCGAUAUAUAGGCUUCCUCUCUUUCGCAAUGCAGGAACUCCUGAACCGAUGCGACUUCAAGCUAGCGUACUUUGAGCAGGGAAAGGGGACCAGCGCCGGUAUUUACAGAAAAUGGCUUGCCCUAGGAGAUACUGCUAGGGAGGUACUGGCGCCGUUAUUGACCUCGGGGUACAACCUGGCUCCAAUGGCCCACCAGCCAGUCGAGUAUCCCAUCUUUCGCCCUGGCAGGGGAUACGUCAAUUGGCUCCGGGCAUUCGUCCUUGAUCUUCUCCGCAAUGGCCAGAACCCCUUCUCCCUGACCAUAUUCGAGCCGCUCUGUCGCGUCAUCCGAGUCAAGGACGUGUCAAUUGCCGAGUUCCUCCUCCCCUAUGUUGUGGUCCACGUUGUCGUUGGCCAAGAUCGUACGUCCGAGUUCAGGACCAAGAUCCUGGGCGAACUGCUUGCGAUUCUGAAUUAUGAGCCUGCCGAGGAUGCCACCUAUGUUGAGCGAGAAGAUAUGAAGCUUUGUUACGAGGCUGUCUUCCGCACCCUAGACUAUUGUAUGAGAUGGCUGCAGGUGACCAGGGCAAAACACGGAUCGACCCCACGGACAGAGGGGCAGUUUGCACGGAUCCAGGAAGUCCUCGACGCCAUCCAUCCAGAAUUGAUAUCGCGAAGAGCAGUCGAUUGCAAGCAAUACGCGCGCGCCCUCUUCCACUUGGAGCCCUAUAUCUGGCGCAAGCAACAGGAGGACAAGAAGGAUACGGGCGAAGACAAUAGGCUUAUGAAGUCGCUGCAGGAAAUUUAUGCUGAGAUCGAUGAUCCCGACGGCCUCGAGGGCAUAUUUGCAAACUUCCCCGUUGUGAACCUCAGCGAGCAGAUCCUCAGCCACAAGAAGGCCGGACGGUGGACGGCAACCCAGACCUGGUAUGAGAUCCGCUUGGCCGAGUGCCCAGACAAUGUCGAUGUCCAGCUGGACCUUUUAACGUGCCUCAAAGAAUCUGGCCAGCAUGACGUCCUCCUGAAUUAUGUGGAAGGCAUGAACAUAACCUCCAGUGCGAACAAGGUCGUCCCCUUUGCAGUCGAAGCGUCGUGGGCGACUGGAAGAUGGCAGACGCUCGAGAAGUACCUGCAACUUUACAAUGCGGGCGACAUUACCGAAGUGUUCAACCUCGGAGUUGCACAAGCCCUGUUGUGCCUUAAACAAGGCGACUUGAGCGGCUUCGGGGGCUACAUCCAAACGGUGAGGGACAAAGUCGCUUCGACAUUGUCGUAUUCUGCCACCACGUCUCUCGAAGCAAGCCACGAUGCGAUGCUCAAGUGCCAUGUCCUCACGGAUCUAGAGAUGAUCGCGGGCCAAAAGGAGGAGCACGACCAACAAGCGCUACUUACCGCCCUCGAACGCCGCCUCGAGGUACUCGGGGCUUAUGUUAGCGAUAAACAAUACCUACUCGGCAUCAGGAGAGCAGCAAUGGAGACCAUGCGGCCUAAAUUCGUUGACGGAGACAUCUCAUCUCUUUGGCUGUCGACCGCUCGCCUGGCAAGAAAGUCAGGGUCGAUGCAUCAGUCAUUCAACGCCGUACUGCACGCCUUGCAGCUCGGGGACGGAUCGGCAACGAUCGAGAAUGCGAGGCUCUUGUGGAGAGACGGGCAUCAUCGAAAGGCAAUCCAAGUUCUGCAGGGUGCCAUCGCCAACAACACCUUCAUUGGCCAGAGCUUUGCCACAUCUGCGCCGACGUCGUCCAAGAAUAUCGAUUCCCAGCGAAGCCUACUCACAGCCAGGGCACAUCUUCUACUUGCUAAAUGGCAAGAUUCCGCGGGGCAGACUCAUGCUAGUGCCCUCCGUUCGCAGUACCAACUUGCCGCGUUGACUCAUUCCAGCUGGGAGAAAGGGCACUAUUACCUGGGCCGGCAUUACAAGAAGCUUUUGGAGUCGGAGCAGACUCUGAAGCCCGAUGACCAGAGCGAUGAAUAUCUCACGGGCGAGACGGCGAGGCUUGUGAUUGAGAACUACCUGCGAUCCCUCCUAUUCGGCACCAAAUAUCUCUAUCAAACCCUUCCGCGAAUCUUGACGUUGUGGCUGGACCUCGGGGCACAGCUUAACAAGGCACCAGAAGGGAAGGUGUCGCUCUCUCGAGAGCUCUACAUACGAAGAAAGGAGAUACUGGAACAAAUACACGACUACUUCGCCAAGUACCUGAAGAAACUGCCGGCCUAUAUCUUCUAUACUGCUCUGGCUCAAAUAGUGGCGAGGAUCGCGCACCCUCACCCAGAAGUGUUCUCGCUGUUGGAGAAGAUCAUCGUCAAGGUCGUGGCAGCCCAUCCUCGACAGGCGCUGUGGAGCUUGUUCGCGUGCAUGACGAACAAGCAGCAAUCAGUACGAAGGACGCGAGGUCUGCAGAUCAUCAAGAGCUUAUCAAGCAUAAAAGACCCAGAUACCAAGAAGUACAAGUUGAAGGCGCUGCUGAGGAUGUGUGACAAACUUUCCGAGCAGCUUCUGUUAGCCUGCAACAACGGCGACUUCCAGAGCAACAGGACGACCAUGGCGAGCAUCACGCGGGACCUCAACUUCAACCACAACUGCACGCCUUGUCCGUUGGUUGUCCCCAUCGAGAGCUGCCUGACGGCAACUCUGCCGACGUUGACCGAUAAUGUCAUGACACAUGAGGCUUUCUCCCAGGACGUGGUCACCAUAGGUUCGUUCCUCGACGACGUUCUUGUCCUGGGCUCGCUCGCUAAGCCAAGGAAGCUCACCGCUCGAGGAUCGAACGGGAAGCUCUACGGGCUCCUCAUCAAGCCGAAGGACGAUCUGAGGACCGACCAGCGGCUGAUGGAGUUCAACAGCAUGAUCAACCGGUCUCUGAAGCGAGAUGCCGAAUCAAGCAGGCGGCAGCUGUAUAUCAAGACGUACGCCGUCACGCCGCUCAGCGAGGAGUGCGGCAUCAUCGAAUGGGUCGACGGGCUCAAGACCAUCCGGGACAUCCUCCUGGCAAAAUACAAAACCCGCGGCAUCGUGCCCAGCUACGGGAACCUCGCGCAGCUGAUGAAGGAGGCCAUCACUUCCGACGAUAACAUGCACCUCUUCACCGAGACGGUGCUGGGCAUGUUCCCGCCGGUGCUCCCGGACUGGUUCAUCAGCCAAUUCCCCAACCCGUCGGCGUGGUUCGCGGCGCGCCUGAGGUACACGCGGUCGUGCGCCGUCAUGUCCAUGGUGGGGACGAUCCUGGGCCUCGGCGACCGGCACGGCGAGAACGUGCUGCUCGAGGAGGGCAACGGCGGCGUGUUCCACGUCGACUUCAACUGCCUGUUCGACAAGGGCCUGACGUUCGCGCAGCCCGAGCGGGUGCCGUUCCGGCUGACGCACAACAUGGUGGCGGCCAUGGGCAUCUACGGCUGCGAGGGCCCCUUCCGGCAGUGCAGCGAGCUCACGCUCCGGAUCCUGAGGCAGCAGGAGGAGACGCUGAUGACGAUCCUGGAGGCCUUCAUCUACGACCCCACGCUCGAUCUGCAGCGGGACAAGAAGCGGAAGAGCGACGUGGUGAAGCUGAACCCGACGAGCGUGGUCGAGAGCAUCAGGCGCAAGGUAAGGGGCCUGUUGCCGGACGAGAGCAUCCCGCUCGGGGUGGAGGGCCAGGUCGAGGAGCUGAUCAAGCAGGCCGUCAACCCGAAGAACCUGGCGGCCAUGUACAUUGGCUGGUGCCCGUUUUUGUGA
Molecule: messenger RNA, 7353 nt
Organism: Phialemonium atrogriseum
Lineage: Eukaryota; Fungi; Ascomycota; Sordariomycetes; Cephalothecales; Cephalothecaceae
Product: protein kinase rad3
Exons: 10
Coding region: 1-7353 (2450 amino acids)
Biological process (GO): protein phosphorylation; telomere maintenance; DNA damage checkpoint signaling
Cellular component (GO): nucleus
Molecular function (GO): protein binding; protein serine/threonine kinase activity
Source: RefSeq, a predicted model, not a curated record